CCUGUCAGUCAAACGCUUCCUGUCAGUGCACUUCCUGGAUUCCUCAAUAAGUAACAUUGUAACAUCACACAGUUGAUAGCUUCACUGUCCAUGAAUUUUCCUUUUAGACACCAUCAUCAUCACCGUCACCAAAAGCAGGAUCCAUGGCUUUCAGAAAGGCAUUGAAGGGAACUCUAAUAGGGGGCGGAGCUGUAGCUACAGCCGUCGGCCUAUCACAGUUCUUUGAAUACAGGAAGAAUCAGCCUAAAAGGGCUCGGUUGGCAUAUGUCGAGGCACAGGGUGAGCUAAAGGUGCCGUUUAAAGAUGCUCUCCCUACAAGAGAGGAACAGCUUUCAACACUGCGAAACACAGAGGAGUUUGAUGUCCUGGUUGUUGGCGGCGGAGCCACGGGCUCAGGAUGUGCCUUAGAUGCUGUCACACGGAAUCUGAAGACCGCCCUAGUAGAACGCAGUGAUUUUUCAUCGGGCACCAGCAGCAGGAGCACCAAGCUCAUUCACGGAGGAGUCCGCUAUCUGCAGAAAGCCAUCAUGAAACUAGAUUAUGAGCAGUACAUGAUGGUGAAAGAAGCCCUUCAUGAACGUGCCAAUCUGCUGGAAAUCGCCCCUCACCUAUCUGCACCAUUACCCAUAAUGCUUCCUGUUUACAAGUGGUGGCAGUUGCCGUAUUACUGGGCUGGCAUUAAAAUGUAUGACCUGGUUGCCGGAUCUCAAUGUCUGAAGAGCAGUUACGUUUUGAGCAAGAGCAAAGCCCUGGAGUUCUUCCCAAUGCUGAAGAAAGACAAACUGGUGGGAGCCAUCGUCUACUAUGACGGGCAGCACAAUGAUGCCCGCAUGAACCUGGCCAUCGCUCUUACAGCUGCUCGACAUGGUGCUGCUAUUGCUAACUAUACAGAAGUGGUUCAUCUGCUAAAGAAACCAGACCCCAAGACAGGCCAGGAGAAAGUAUGUGGAGCCCGAUGCCGAGAUGUGGUCACAGGGCAGGAGUUCGACAUUCGUGCCAAAUGUGUCAUCAACGCCACCGGUCCCUUCACUGACUCACUCCGCAAAAUGGACAACCAGAAAACUGCCAACAUCUGCCAGCCUAGUGCAGGAGUACACAUAGUCAUCCCUGGAUACUACAGUCCAGACAACAUGGGGCUCUUAGACCCUGCCACCAGUGAUGGCCGUGUCAUUUUCUUCUUGCCCUGGGAGAAGAUGACUAUCGCUGGCACCACAGACACUCCUACUGAAGUCACAGCUCAUCCCAUCCCAAUGGAGGAUGACAUCAACUUCAUCCUGAGUGAAGUCCGCAACUACCUCAGCCCCGAUGUAGAAGUGCGGCGAGGGGAUGUCCUGGCGGCCUGGAGUGGUAUUCGUCCGCUGGUCACCGACCCCAGCUCCAAAGACACGCAGUCCAUCUGUCGAAACCACAUCGUCAACGUCAGCGACAGCGGGCUCAUCACAAUUGCUGGUGGGAAGUGGACAACCUAUCGUUCGAUGGCUGAGGAGACACUUGAUGCGGCCAUAAAGGCUCAUAACCUCUCAGCCGGACCCAGCAGGACGGUCGGUCUGACGCUGGAGGGCGGGAAGGACUGGACUCCCACCCUGUAUAUACGCUUGGUUCAAGACUACGGGCUUGAAAACGAGGUUGCCCAGCACCUGGCAGCCACCUAUGGAGGAAGAUCGUUUGAAGUGGCCAAGAUGGCACAGGUGACGGGCAAGAGAUGGCCAAUAGUGGGGAAACGCCUUGUUUCUGAAUUUCCCUACAUUGAGAGUGAGGUGCAGUAUGCUAUAAAGGAGUAUGCGUGUACAGCCAUCGAUGUGAUUUCUCGCAGAACAAGGUUGGGCUUUCUAAACGUGCAGGCUGCGGAUGAGGCUCUGCCACGCAUUGUUGAGAUCAUGGGCAAAGAACUGCAGUGGACUGAGCAGAAGAAGAAAGAAGAGCUGGAAGCAGCGAAGAACUUCCUGUAUCUGGAGAUGGGUUAUAAAGCUCGCUCUGAACAGCUCAGCAAGACCACCGAGAUCUCACUCACUCCUCAAGAGGUGGCCAGGUAUAAGAAACGCUUUUAUAAAUUUGACAAGGAGAGCAAAGGCUUUAUCACAACAGUGGAUGUCCAGCAAGUGCUAGAGAGACUCAGUAUUCACAUUGACGAAAAUGCUCUUCACGAGAUCCUCAAUGAAGUGGACCUCAACAAAAACGGACAGGUGGAACUGGAUGAGUUCCUGCAGCUCAUGAGCGCGGUUCAGAGAGGUCAGAUCUCCGACAGUCGUCUGGCCAUCCUAUUGAAGACGGCCGAGGAAGGCCUGGAUCUGAGAGGUCCCGUCUCUGUCGACCGCAGCGGAGGAGGCGUCUGAAUCGCGACGGCAAACCCAAACAUCUACCAGACAGAGGCUCCUACCGCAAACUUGGAUAAACACCAAAAAAUGCUGACCACUGUGCCCACGCCGGUCAGAUCACAAGCACAUCCUCUUCAGUCAUUAAUCGACCGGCUGGCUGCCUUCGACUACAAUCACUUUCUGAAAGAAAAGAAUUUGUUUUAGCAUGGUUAUUAUUGAAAAAGUUAUUAUUAGUGCAGAAUAUAUUUGAAAGAGUAUAUAUUUUUUAUUGAAUGCAUGCAGUGCCAUGUUGUGUGACCUCCAUGUUGGGAAAAAAAACAAUGGAAACCAUCAUAGAAUAUAGUUUGACUUUAUUAGGCAUUGUAUUGAAUUUUAAUGGCCUUUUGUGUCCCUAUUAGCAUUUUUUGCUUUCUGUUUAUCUUUUUUGCUCUCUAUUAAUCUAUUUUAAAAUAAAUCCCAAUGUAAUAUGUCUCAAAACGCACCAUAAAGCAUUAAAAUGUAGUGUUUUUGAUUGUUUAAUAGCAUUGUUUUAGUAUUUGUGCACUGUAAACAAAUGCUGGGUUCCACUCAAUUCCUUCUUGUUAUUCAAACACAAAUCAAUUAAGUUACUUAAUUGUUUUCAAAUUUAAAUGGACUCACAUAAAACAUAUAGGUUGUCCCUAAAAAAAACUUAAGAAUUGUGUUGUAUCAUCUCAUUUUAAAUAAGUCAAUUGAACAAGCAGCAAAAGUCGUUUUAUGAGUGUAGUGGAAACCAUUAGCACUUCUGUGGUGGUUUCUGUUGUUUUGAUUUUUCAGCUGGGCUGGUAAGCAUAAAUAGAAUUUUUCUUUAAUGUUUUUUUAUCCACUGAGCUUUCUGUUGUGCCAUUUUAUUCAAGUAAAUGAUUUGCUACUGAACACAUUGUGGUGAGGUUGCUCAAGGGCUGCUGGUGUCUUCUGAGGUAAAUAAUGCACUAUAUGUAAAUUUAUUUGCAGUUUUAUACUAUACACUGCUUAUUCAUCACUAUGCUGAACUACAGUGAUGAUUACUUUUACGUAUUUCAAACUCUCCUGAUGUUUAUGUAUUUAUUCAAAAUCUAUCAUUUCUGUUAUACUACUGUAUAUGUUUUCUUUAAUUAAUGAAUGUUGAUUAUUUAAGGGAUAUUGUACAUCUAGGUGGUCCAUCAACUGCCUUGAUGUACAUUAUUACACUUAUUACACGGCUUCUAGUCAUCACACUCGAAAGAUUGAUCUGGGCUGUAGUAAUUUACUAACUUUUUAAUUAAAUGUAAUGCUUGCA
Messenger RNA from Danio rerio (zebrafish), 3591 nucleotides. Lineage: Eukaryota; Metazoa; Chordata; Actinopteri; Cypriniformes; Danionidae. The record is from RefSeq and is a predicted model, not a curated record.